AUGUCCCGAAGAUAUGAUUGGGGAUAUGCCAGUCACAAUGGGCCAGAUCAAUGGCCUUAUUAUUUUCCAGCUGCUAAUGGAGACCGCCAAUCCCCUAUAGAAUUGCACACCAGGUAUAUUAAACAUGAUGGUAGCCUUCGACCCUGGACAGUUACCUACAACCCAUCAACUUCACUAACUAUCGUUAAUGAUGGAACCACUUGUAGGGUUGUUUUUGACGACACGACUGACAAAUCAGUACUAAAAGGUGGCCCUCUUACUGGGACUUACAGACUACGGCAUAUUCAGUUUCACUGGGGCUCUACUGACGACCAUGGAUCGGAACAUGUUAUAGAUGGCCUUAGAUAUGCAGGAGAGAUACAUUUUAUUCAUUGGAAUUCAAAGUAUGACAACAUUACAGAAGCGAAGAAGCAGCCUGAUGGAGUGGCAAUACUUGCAGUGUUUUUAAAGGUUGGAAAAGCUAAGCCUCAUUUGAAGUUAAUUCUGGAAGCAUUGGACUGCAUAAAGGCAAAGGGAAAGAAAGCCCAUUUCACGGACUUUGAUCCCACAGUUUUGUUUCCUACUUCACAUGAUUACUGGACGUACCAAGGGUCCUUUACCGCCCCCCCAUGUGAAGAGUGUGUCACCUGGCUGCUCCUGAGAGAACCGAUCACAGCUAGCACCGAACAGAUGGAAAAAUUCAGGGGCCUCUGUUCAAGCAUGGCGUGUGAACCAGCCUGUCACCUGGUGGACAACUUCCGCCCACCUCAGCCAUUGAAAGGGAGAGAAGUUAGAGCGUCCUUUGAUUAAGCUCGGUAUUGUGGGAAUCAUUGUGACGAUUACCCAAAAUGAAAUGAAAACAAAUUAUUUUGCAUGUAGCUAUGCACCCAGCCUAACUAAAUAGAUUGGGAAAGAAAACAAAUGGGUCUAGACACUAAAAGGAAAGUUGACAGGAGAGUUUACAGGAAAUUUGUGAUUUCCAUGCCAUAACUCCACUAUACAUUAUGAAGGGCUAACCAUAAAACCAUUCUUCUCAACCAUUAAAUUACACAUUAUACAGGGCCAACUCAGCCCUUCUUGCUGAGAAAUCUGCCAGUGCAGUUGAAACAUACACUCUUCAAAACUCUCCUGCCAUCCCUCCCUAUAGUGAAUAUACCGUAUACAGUCAGCCAUGUAUUUGCCCGCCCGCGUGCAUCCAAUUUAUUGUUUUAAAACUUAUGCAUUAGCUUCUUUUGUGCUUCAUUAUAGCUCUCAACUUUUGCUUGUGAAUAUUAUAAUUGAAUGCAAAAUAUUAUUCUGAGCAACAACAAGCAAGGAGUAAAAUCAAUCUCUGCUCCACUAAAAAAAAUUAUAAAUAAUGGAAUGAGAAAAUGUAUUUUCAUGCACUUGAGAAAGUUAUUGUUAAUGGAGACUUGACAUGCUUUAAUUAAUAUUAAAGUAUCGCUCACUGAGGGAAAUGUAUCGUAUGAAGAGGUGAUGUGUAAGUGAUGCCUUUGCUAGAUGUGUUUCAGGAUUUCAGUCUCGCUCCCUUCUAUAGUGUUACAUAAACAUCAGAAAAUCCUAAGAAAUCACAGCAGAAUUUCCUAGCACUUAGGUGCUUUAGUGUUUAGAACACACAUAUCUCCAA
Spea bombifrons (plains spadefoot toad) is the source of this 1606-nucleotide messenger RNA. Its product is annotated as carbonic anhydrase 3-like. Gene Ontology annotation, cellular component: cytoplasm. The transcript is spliced from 7 exons. Bases 1 to 789 code for a protein of 262 amino acids. Gene Ontology annotation, molecular function: carbonate dehydratase activity; zinc ion binding. The record is from RefSeq and is a predicted model, not a curated record. NCBI's taxonomy places the organism in Eukaryota, Metazoa, Chordata, Amphibia, Anura, Pelobatidae.